Molecule: messenger RNA, 1613 nt
Organism: Zingiber officinale
Lineage: Eukaryota; Viridiplantae; Streptophyta; Magnoliopsida; Zingiberales; Zingiberaceae
Product: inorganic pyrophosphatase TTM2-like
Exons: 8
Coding region: 532-1548 (338 amino acids)
Source: RefSeq, a predicted model, not a curated record
AUUUAUGCUUUAAGUGAGAAGUUGCGUCCUCUACUUGAUCUGUGUGUUUCUGUGACUGGUGGGGUACAUUUUGACCUUGUUAAAAGGGUUUUGUGGGACAUACAGCGUGCCAGAUAAGAACCUGAAGAGAUUAUUCAUCAAAUUUCAGAAACAAAGGAGAAAACUUGUUUAUUCUUCUGCUAAUUAAAUUUUAAAUUGACACUAGUAAGUUCAUUUACUUGAAUCUCCUGAGCCCUGGCCAUUUAUACCGACUUCUCUAUAUUAUGCAGGUUUAUCCAAUGUACAAGGCGUUCAUUGAACCAGACUUGCAAACAGCACAUAUAAAAUUCUCCAACAAGUUCAAUCCAUUUACAGGCUUCCAGAAUCCAACCUACAUUCUAAAGUCACCAAGGAAUGUACCAGUGGGUCAAAUCAAGUCUGUUCUUUCCCAAGAACACAAAGAAAGCACAGAAGAAACCUAUGAUAUAUACUUAUUGCCACCAGGUGAAGACCUGGAAGCAUGCUAGUCUUAUUUAAGAAUGAGAAACAGGGAUGGAAAGUAUAAUCUCAUUUGAGGAAUGGGUAACUUAUAAUCCCUUCAUCAUAUCACCCGGAAGUACUUUUGAAGUUAGUGUGCAUCUUCUUGGUGGGUUAAUGGGGCUAGGCUAUACCAUUGCAGCUAUUCUGAAGAGAAGUAGUCGCAUGAUUUAUGAUGACAAGGUGGUUAUGAAAAUUGAUUGGUUAGAGCAACUUAAUCACCGUUACAUUCAGGUGCAAGGAAAAGAGCGACUGUAUGUUAGGCAUAUUGCAGAGCAAUUGGGUCUGGAAGGUGCGUUCAUUCCACGUACUUACAUCGAACAGAUUCAACUGGAAAAGCUUGUGAAUGAAGUGAUGGCAUUGCCAGAUGAUUUGAGGACAAACCUCAGCAUAGACGAUGAUAUGGUCUCUAGUCCCAGAGAAGCACUCUUGCAGGCGUCUGCUCAUAAGGUUGCCGUGAGAAAUAAAUUUCAUAAAAGGUACAACUAUUUUGAAACAAAUCUUCUGUCUAUUUCCUCAGCGGAAUAUCUCAUUCCUUCUCUACACAAAGGGAGAAAAAUAUUGCCAAACUCAGACUUGAUGUCAACUGGAGAAGGUUUGAGAGAACCUCCUGAAUCACCGGCAAUCAGUCGGGAAGCUGUUAAUCAUCUGUCAGAGCAGAUUUCUGCUCUAAAUGAAAGAUUCGAUGAAUUUAGUUCACAAACGGAAGAAUACAAUAAGAAGUUCAGCUCACAGAGAACUUCUAUGAGCCAACAAAACUUGGCCCUCCAAGGGGAAGCCUGCAAUGGCUCUGUCCCGACAUCGCUGUUUGUGUCUAACUUGGGCAAUGGCACCCUUCUGCCCACUUCAUCGUCUUCUUCCCGACUGAAUAAAGAUUCUUCCCUAUUGGAUGAGAUGCACGAGCGCUUGUCUUUGUCAUCUCAGCAAGGCCUAACCGAUAUCAGAAGCAGAUUGCUCAACUGGAAUACAAUAGGGAUACUAGCGAUGGGAUCCAUCGGCAUUGUUCUGUUCAAAAAUCUGAACAGGAAUUAAAAUGAAGCCUUUGAAGAUCCCGAUCGAUGACUUUAGAUAUAUUAACGUGUUCAUGAUGCACAAUU